Messenger RNA from Cadophora gregata, 1191 nucleotides. RefSeq lists its product as uncharacterized. Gene Ontology annotation, cellular component: cyclin-dependent protein kinase holoenzyme complex; nucleus. Bases 1 to 1191 code for a protein of 396 amino acids. Gene Ontology annotation, biological process: regulation of cyclin-dependent protein serine/threonine kinase activity. NCBI's taxonomy places the organism in Eukaryota, Fungi, Ascomycota, Leotiomycetes, Helotiales, Ploettnerulaceae. The record is from RefSeq and is a predicted model, not a curated record. Gene Ontology annotation, molecular function: cyclin-dependent protein serine/threonine kinase regulator activity; protein kinase binding. The transcript has a single exon.
AUGUCGUACCCUUCAAGAGAAUUGAACGAGGCCGCCCUGGAGCGCUUCAUCUACACUCCUGUAAGCACUGAUAUGAUCAACUAUCUUGCCCGCAAAGCAUCAGAAGUCAUCCAGUGUGAACGAAUUACCUCCCAUUCAUUACCUCCUUCCCCUCCUCAAACACCCCCGGAGGAUGGAUCAGAAUCACCGGCCCUUCCUUCCCUGGAACGCUUCAUUAGCAACUUGGUACGGAAAUCAAAUGUUCAGGUACCAACUCUCAUGACGACAUUGGUGUACCUCGAACGUUUAAAGCAAAAGCUUCCACCUGUUGCCAAGGGGUUAAGGUGUACAGUACACCGAAUCUUUCUCGCUGCCCUCAUCCUUUCCGCAAAAUUCCUCAAUGACUCCUCACCGAAGAACAAGCACUGGGCCGAGUAUACCAAAGUUCGAGGUUACGAGCAUUUUGGUUUCUCAAGGACCGAGGUCAACCUCAUGGAGAAGCAACUUCUCUUCCUUCUCGAUUGGGAUCUCAACAUCAGCGAAGACGACCUCUACGCUCACCUUGACCCCUUCCUGGAGCCAAUCCGUCAAGAGAUCGAGAGAAAGCAAGAGUACGCUCGCCAGAAGGAGGCGCGCAAGAUAGCUGCACGAGAACAGCAAUUGGCAGAGGAAGAGCAGCACAGGGUACAAUACGAGUCGGCGAGUCAAUACUGGCUACCAGGGUACCAAGAACACCAGAUUUACGAAGGCCAAUAUAUCGAUCCAACCGGCAUGGUGGUUGGCAGACCUCAAUCCUCAAACAUCCGCUACGACUCUCCUCCACCUUCCACCGAAGUCCCAGGUCUCGCACGCAGUGGUACAGCAGACACAUACUCGAUGGUCUCCUCCUCAGCUUCCUCAUACGUGGACUCGAUCUCGCGCGCUGGCACACCAAGCUCAAGCAUCGGUAGCUACAUGGAGAUGGAGCAAGACGGCCAGUACUGCCGCGGCGCCAACAACACCAGCCCCAAUGCUGUCAUUCGCGACAUCGUACAGAUCGAGAUGGAUCACCAGGUCUUGUACCCUCAACACAAGCGUGGUAUGCUACCUUACGAGAUUGAGCGUGAAGUCGUUGUCGAGGAGAAGCCGGCUAAGAAGCCAAGGCUUAUGAGCGGCAAUAUCUUCUCGCGUUUACUUGGAGGGCAGAGAGAACGCAACAGCUAUGCUUCAUGA